Anopheles gambiae (African malaria mosquito) is the source of this 2715-nucleotide messenger RNA. It is a transcript of the gene APC4, whose product is annotated as anaphase-promoting complex subunit 4. Gene Ontology annotation, cellular component: anaphase-promoting complex; nuclear periphery. The transcript has 4 exons. Bases 342 to 2651 code for a protein of 769 amino acids. The record is from RefSeq and is a predicted model, not a curated record. Gene Ontology annotation, molecular function: protein binding. Gene Ontology annotation, biological process: anaphase-promoting complex-dependent catabolic process; protein K11-linked ubiquitination; positive regulation of mitotic metaphase/anaphase transition. NCBI's taxonomy places the organism in Eukaryota, Metazoa, Arthropoda, Insecta, Diptera, Culicidae.
CCAGGUGUACGCAAACCAUCACGAUCCAGUGUGACUGACAGCCGGUACCGGUUGAAAUGGCGAUUCACAGCUGAUUUGAAAAAGCGUACCCGGAGCUGUCAUUGCCCAAAAGCAACCGCUCGGGGCUUGUAGCGCUGUAAACAAUCAACAUUCCAAUGAAAAAGGCACUUUCGAAACACAUUUCUACUCGUUAAGUAAAUUUUAGCUGGCAAUAGUGUCCCAAACUACAACGCGCCAAACAGUUGCCGGCGUCUUGAAAAGUGUCCAGCAAAUCCGAACGCUUACCGGCGUCCGAUGCGAAGGGAGCUAACUUUUGAAGUUUAGAAAUUAAAAGCUUCACCAUGGCCAACCAGUACGGUGCAAGUCGGAAUCUCAUGAAGCAAACGUGCAACAAGAACGUCGGCACCAGGGUGGACGUGCUGAAGUGGAGCCAGGAGAUGGAUCUGCUCGCGAUGGGCACGGAAAAGGGCGAGGUGCUGCUACAUCGGCUCAAAUGGCAAAAGGUGUGGCAGCUAAGCCCACCGGAAGAUGGCCUCAAGGUGCGGGGCUUGGCAUGGCGACCGUGUGAGAAAUUCAUCGCAAUCGGUUAUAGCAACGGCACUAUCCUGCUGGUCGAUUUGGAAACGAAGGAAGAAAUUCACAGCUUCUCUGUGAAGCAGGACAUCACCUGCCUGACCUGGACGGAAAACACGGACGAAAUAGGCACCGACGAUGUCAGCCACAGUUCGGUGACCAGUCACACAAAGUACCUGCCGGAGCUGCCCGUGCUCAGCUCGCUGUCCUCGUCGGCCAAGCCGAUCAAUCCGAACCGUAGCAGUUACUGCUCGAAGCACAUUCUUUGCAUUCUGCUCAUCGGAACGGUGACCGGUACGGUGCAUCAGUCCGCCCUCGGCAUGCUGCCGUGCGGCAGUGUCGAUGUGUUUGGUGCGCUGGGCCUUCCGGCGACCGCGACGGCCCGCAUCCGCGAGCUCAAGAUGACCCACGACUACAGGCAGCUGAUCGUGGGCCUGCAGCAGGACGAUACGCUCCAGGUGAUCGUGCUGGAGAACGGUGUGCUGCACCGGUACGCGCCGGCCGUACUGAACCUGGCCCUCAAGCACGCCCAGCUGCUGGGCGCCAUGGCGUACAUUAGCGAAACGAUCGACUGCAUCAUCGAGGCGUGGGAAACGGUACUGCUCGAGAUGGACAACAAGCUAACGAACUACGCGAAGGACCAGCCGGACGGGUCGAUAUCGGCCGACUUCCUGGAGCUGCUCAUGUUCGGCACCGCGUCACCCUCGCUCGAGCAGUUCCUGCUGCGCGAUCUCACCGAGAAGGGGCUGCGCAAGCUCGGCUACAGCAUCGAGCUGAGCUACGUCACCAUCCAGCGGCUGGUGGUGAAACCGCUCUACACCGCGAUCCAUGCCGUGUUCUACCAUCUGAACGCGCUGGACGGGAUGCUGCGCAACCGGUUCUACUACGGCACGCUGAUGCGCGACACGGCCAGCGCGUCGGAAUCGCUGCGCGGCUGCGGCGCACUGCUCAUCAAAGCGCACGAGCUGCAGCAAACGAUCGAUGCGUCCAAGCGGGACUUUAAAAUCUUCUUCCGCUGGCUGUACGUGGUAAUAGUGCGCGUGAUGGAUGAAACGUUGCAGGAAAACCAUCCCACCAUCACGCAGCGCGAGAUACACUAUUUGGCGCAGUUUUUGAGCAACUUUGAUACGGUGGCGCAAAGUGCGCCGGACCAGCAGGAGGGCCGCGGGAUGAUCGAAUCGCGCCGCAAGUUCAACCUCGAACGGGUUGGCCAGUACCUGGAGGACAAACCGCUCGUCCACCCGAUGGCAAACGAUGGAGAGGAGAACGAGUGGAAACGAUUGCUGGCGCAGAACGAGUGCUUGCGCCAGUGCGGUGCGAUCUUUCCGCACCACGAACAAAUGUCGCUGCUGCAGCAGCAAAAGCUGCUCAAGCAACAGAUCGAGCAGCUGUUCGGCCAGCCGGAGAAGGUGGUGGGGGCGGACUACAAGCAGAAGAAUCUGCUCACGAUACACGCACCGGCCGGUACGGAUGUCCGAGCGUUUGCCUUUGCCACCCACCAGCGCGAUAGCGUGACGCUGCUCGCGAUCGUGCAGUCGAGCUGCAGCCUGCUGCUGGUGGAAUGUUUUAACGACGGAGGAUUCAAAACCGUGCGGCUGCACUUUGAGGAAAAACCGUACUUUGAUCAGCGGUUCGACGCCAUCGGUACCCUAUCCUUUCACCAUGUGGAUUUCUACGACGAGGACACGCUGUCGCUGCUGUUGCGCGCUCAGGCAGCGGGCGAGGAACGACCGAUCAGCUGUUACUUUUUGCAGCUAAAUCUGGGCGCGGUGCGUGAGUUUCUCGCUACGGUGGAGGCGCGCGAGUACAUGCAGACCGUUACGGAAGAUGCGGCCGGCUGCCAUGCGAUCAAUGCGUACACGCUGAUCGACGAAAGCUCGCUCAAGCUGCUGGAGAGUGCGGACGGGCACAGGAUCGCGGUGUCAGGCAAGCGGAACGUGAUAGCGGUGCUAGCUGAGUCGCUGAAAAACGUCCGAGUGUACGAUAUGGAUGCGCAGGAGGAUGAGGAAGAUUUGCUGGAUACAUCGUCGCAGAUCAACAGCAGUCUCGAGAACAGCCAGGAAUCGGUGCAAGCGUGAAUGAGCACGGCAGAAGCUAGGACACUAGGAAGUACAAUAAAUGGAAGAUCGAAUGUCUCGAAAA